AUGCUCAACUGUUGGAAUGUUCCUGUUCUCGAUUCCGGCAAGAAACCACCGGAGUUUGCCGCUGGCGAACCUCCCCCCUCCCCUUUUCCACCCGAUCCGCCUGACCCCUCUUCCCCUCUCUCCCCUGUAAACUUUCCUCCCUUAUCUUCUCAGCCAUCAACUGCUCCUAAGCGUUCUCAACGUAAAGGUCAUGUCUCCUCUCCUGCCUCAGCUGUAAAUCCUACUCUGAGUGCUUCAACUACCAUGAAAGAGUCUGGUUUUGUCUCUUUCAAUGGAUCUGUAGACCCUCUAAUGUCUGCAAAAACUGGUUUUCCCCAAAGAUCUGCAACCUUACCUGAAACCCUAACUGAAACAGUAAAACCCUCCCCUGUUCAUGUACCCUCUACUGCCUCCCUUAUUCAUACUGAUAUCCAAACUAGCCCAAAUACUGACCCACCAUUCACUACUCUACCACCAAAACACACCUCCCCUAUCUCCACAAAUCAAGCCUCCUCCUCCUCUCCUGCAAUUCUCCAAACUCCUUCCCUUCCCCCCUCUAGGCCCUUUCAGGUGCCUCAGCGUAGUGCUGCUCCUUCCCUGGUAGAGAAACUUAGAGCUGCAGAAGAUAAGUCACUUAAGAGGCUUGCACCUGUCUCUUUUUCUCCAACAGGUCGACCUCGGGUGAUUAUCCCUGAUUCUGUAUUUGAAAAAGGAGCUGAACUCCACAAAGAUUUUAUCAUUUGUUAUUAUAAUGGUAAAACUCCACCUUUUAACCAAAUACAGAGUGUCUUCAACCACCUGUGGGGCAAAGGAAAAAGGCUUGAGAUUCACAAUAACCCACUCAACCGAACUACCAUAGUCAGGAUCCAAAGCGAGUACCUGAGGCAAAAGAUUCUUGAGAAAUGUGUUUGGUAUGUGGGUGACACCAUGUUUCAUACUGCUCAAUGGUCAUCAGUUCAAUCUCUCACUGCUCCUCCAAUUAAAGCCAUAAGGAUAUGGGCGCACCUAACAGGCGUACCCCUCGAUCUCAGGCAUCUAGAAGGUCUGAGUUGGGUCGCUGGACUUGUUGGUGAUCCAAAAGAAACCGAUGACUUCACCAAAAACAUGGUCAGCUUAACACUCUCCCAUGUGAAGGUGGAAGUUGAUCUAACUCAACCCCUGCCAUCUGUAGUGGAAGUUGCAGUGAAUUAUCCCUGGGUGCCUCCCACCUGUGCGCAUUGCAAAGAGCUGGGCCAUAUUAUGAAGAAUUGCCUCCAUUACUCUCCACCUGAAAAAGAGACUGCUAAAGAAUCAGGCCCUGGCACUAACUCUGCAAUACCAAAAUCUGCGAAGAACAAAAAUGCCAAGAUUUACCAACCUGUCAAUAAACCUGUGGUUCGAUGUGACUCCCAACCUUCUGUGGCUGAGCAAGUGGGCCUCUCUGGUCCCCCCACUGCUCCUCUGCCUUCCUUUUCCCCUCCUCCUACUGCCACUCCUGCUCAUAACCCUCCCCCUGUUACCCCUUUUCCUAUGGAGGUCUCUUUCUCGUCCCCUGACCCUACUCCUCGACCCUCCCUUAAGCGUUCUAGAUCCUCCCCUACCCUAUCCUCCCCUCCUCCCUCUUCCUCUAACCCAAACCCCUUUCUCAAUCAUGUACCAAGCAGGUCCUACUACUCAAACCACUCCUCUGAUCCUGAUGGGCACAUCAUUCUUAUCUGGAAAGACCCUAUUAAAGUCAGUAUACUCUCCCAAUCCCGGCAGUGUAUAAACUGUAUGCUGUCAAUCCCUAACAAACCUCCUGUCGUCUACUCUGCAAUAUAUGCCUCAAAUCUGGCCGAGGAGAGAGCAGAGCUGUGGGUCGAAUUACUCAAUACUGCUGAGGCCUAUAAUUUGGAUACAAGCUGCUGGCUCGUUGGGGGAGAUUUUAACCAAACGCUUUUCCCAUCAGAGCACUCAACUAAUAGUGGAAUGGGGCCAGACAGCCUCAUGUACCAGUUUCAGGACUGCCUACUUCAAGCUGGCUUGUUUGACCUCCGCUACAUUGGUCCCUCUCACACAUGGUCAAACAAAUGCCCAACAGCUCCCAUUGCAAAAAAACUCGACAGGCAGCUUGUAAACAGCACCAUUAUAUCAACUUUCCCGAAUGCAACAGCCACUUUCCUCCCUCCCCUGUUCUCUGACCACUCUCCUUGCGUCCUUGACCUAGCUUACACCCUCCCCUCAGCUGGAACCAAGCCUUUCAAAUUCCCUAACUACCUAACCCGCCAUCCCCAUUUCCUCCAGCUUGUGCAAAGCUCCUGGUUUCAAACCGGAAUCGAGAAUCAUACAUUAACUCAGUUUUGCUGGAAACUGAAGUUGAUAAAGAGAGAACUCAAACACUUAAACAGAGAGAAUUUUUCAAACAUUCAAGAGAGAGUGAGCGAAGCUAACCGUUUGUUGCAAUACCCAAUGGAGAUGAGCAUCCAUGCUGUCUCACAUUUUGGCGCAAUGCUAGCACCCUUGUCGAACUCCCCCUCAUCAGCCUACUCGACUCCGGCUUGGUUUGCUGAACUGACUGGUUUCAAUGUGCCUCAAUACCAAUCCCAACUGAUGAUUGCGACGCCUUCUUCUGAGGAGAUAAAGACCUUAUUUUUCAAGCUUAAUCCCAAUAAAGCUCCGGGGCCUGAUGGACUAACCUCGGGGUUCUUCAAAGGAGCUUGGUCAAUCAUUGGUGAUGAGACUAUUACUUCUGUCAAGCAAUUUUUCUCUUCAUGCUUUCUCCCGGCCUCUGCGAACGCAACAAUCCUAACCCUGGUGCCGAAGUUCCCUGGAGCAACAAAAAUCUCAAAUUUUAGGCCGGUCUCUUGUCUCAACACAGUUUAUAAAGUUAUUUCUAGAUUGUUGGUAAAGAGACUAAAGCCUAUUCUGCCUCAGCUUAUUCUACCUAGUCAAACCGCUUUCGUCAAAGACAGGCUGCUCCUAGAAAAUACCACUCUUGCGGGUGAGCUUAUAAAUGGGUAUCAUAGGAACAAAGGGACUAAAAAGAUUACCAUCAAAGUUGACAUUGCAAAGGCAUUGGAUACUAUUUCAUGGGUUUUCUUGUUCUCCUGUCUUCAUGGUCUAGGUGUUCCCUCGCUUUUUCUGGCCUGGUUACGUGCCUGCAUAUGUACAACGAGCUUCAUGGUGGGUUAUAAUGGUACAGUAAACGGGUUUUUCAAAGGAAGGAGAGGGUUGAGGCAAGGAGACCCGUUGUCACCUUACCUGUUUGUCAUUGCAAUGAAUUGCCUUUCGCACAUGCUUAACAGGGCAGCAGCGGAGCAGAGGGUUAAGUUCCAUGCGAAAUGUGAGAAAGUAAAGCUCACACACCUGUCCUUCACGGAUGACCUCUUGAUCUUCAUAGAUGGGUCCCUUCAUUCUGUCCAACAAGUGCUCCAAGUCCUGCGGGAAUUUGAAAACAAAUCAGGGUUAGCAGUGAGUUUACAAAAGACAUCGUUUUUUGCCUCAGGAGUGGAACAACCAGAAAUAGAGAUGAUCCAAGCUUCAACUGGAAUGGCGUGUGGCUCCCUCCCCUUUAGGUAUCUCGGAGUUCCUCUUAAUUCCCGGAAACUGUCUCUGGCGGGCUGUGAGACACUACUACAACAAGUGAAAGCGAAGUUUAACUUCUGGUCGGUUAAAUCUUUAUCUUUCUCAGGACGUCUACUGCUGUUAAAAACGGUUAUAUCAGGGAUUACCACAUUCUGGUGUUCUUCUUUUAUCCUACCUAAAGCGUGCAUAAAUAAAAUCAAUUCCCUAUGUAGUACCUUCCUAUGGACAGGUGAUGCAGAUUCGAGAAAUUCGGCUAGAGUGGCUUGGGAUAGGGUUACUUUAACUAAGGAGCAAGGAGGUCUAGGGGUGAAAGAUCUACUUACAUGGAACAAGUCAUGUUGCAUGCGACUAAUCUGGAUGAUCUUUUUUAGACCUGACUCAGUAUGGGUCUCCUGGUUUAAAGAAGUAAUUCUAAAAGGAUCAGUUCACAACUACUGGUCUACAAAGCCAAGUAACUCUUACUCGUGGCUGGUUAACAAACUGUUGAAGAUGAAAAGUGUGGUUUACCCUUUCAUUAGACUGCAACUUCAGAAUGGUGAAACGGCAAGAUUCUGGUUUGAUAAUUGGAGUCCGUUUGGUUGCCUCUAUGACUAUCUUGAUGCUUCAACAUCACGAUUUGGGAUACCUUUACACGCAACGGUGGCCUCACUCUUCAGGAGAGGUGCUUGGCGUCUUCCACCUGCAAGGUCAGACCGGUUAUUACAGCUGCUAUCAUUCAUAACAACAAUCCACCUAACUACUGAUGCAGACAGCUAUUCAUGGGAAAUUGAUGGUAAACCUAUGUUGAGGUAUGAUACUGGAAAGGUGCAGUCUGGUCGUCAAAAAGCAUUCCGAGACACUCCUUUCACUCCUGGUUGGUUGUCUUUGACCGUAACCCGACCCGUGAUCGUCUCCUCUCUUGGGGUCUUCAGGUUAGCCAUCUCUGUAUUCUCUGUAAUGUCACCUCCGAAACCAGAAACCAUCUCUACAUGGAUUGCCCCUAUAGCUAAGAUCUUUGGUCUCGCUUGGCUACUAAGUGUCAGCUUCAACCUCUUCGCAACUGAAAUCGAAGAUCCUCCGAAGCUCUCUACCAAGCUCACCAGAGCUCUAUACCGCAAGUUGCAGCAGAGUCCCUGUACCUGGGUAGCCUACACCACUUCUCGAAUAGGUGCACCCAGAUUCCCAGAUACCUACAACGCCUCUUUCCAAGAUCCCAUUCCUGCUGAGAACCUUGAGAGUAAGUUCUUGUUCGAACCUUUUUAA
Brassica napus (rape) is the source of this 4764-nucleotide messenger RNA. RefSeq lists its product as uncharacterized. The transcript has 5 exons. The coding region runs from base 1 to 4764 and encodes 1587 amino acids. NCBI's taxonomy places the organism in Eukaryota, Viridiplantae, Streptophyta, Magnoliopsida, Brassicales, Brassicaceae. The record is from RefSeq and is a predicted model, not a curated record.